AAUAUUUGUUUAAUUUGUAUGAAAACGCUAAUCAUCAUAAUUUCUCACCUCAGGUCACUAGAGUUACAAAGAAAAAAACCGCCUAUUUAAUUACAAAUUCAAAUGAUCACCAGACAUUUAAAAGCAAACCCCGAUUUGUGCCAGUUUUCGAGACACAGUAAAAAAUUCUUUCAAACUCCUUCCACCGAUUGUCACCUAAUUAAAACAUUCUGUUUGAAAUUCCGCACAGACACCUUAUCAAAAACCCGCCAAUUAUCAUACAAAAACGACCACUUUUAGUAACAAAAACGCAUAAUUAUGGAGGUAAAAACCGAGUCUCCGGGAGACCCAAACGACCGCAACGGCAACGUCCACAAAAACACUGACCUAACUCUACCACACGAUUUUAUUAACAAUUUCGCUUCAAACAACACAACCAGGAAAAAAAUCAAAAAAAUCCUAAUCAAGCGAAUCCCAAUUUUGAGCUGGUUGCCUGAAUAUAAUUGUGAUUGCGCCGUUGGGGAUCUGGUGGCUGGGAUCACAGUGGGAUUAACUGUAAUCCCGCAAGCUUUGGCCUAUUCCAGCGUUGCAGGACUCCCACCCCAGUAUGGGUUAUACACCUCGUUUUUGGGCUGUUUCGUUUAUAUUUUUCUCGGGAGUUGUAAGGACGUGGCCAUGGGCCCUACGGCCAUUUUGGCCCUUUUGGUGCACCAGGUGACCGAAGGCAAAGGGCCAGAGUAUGCAAUUUUGCUGUGUUUGCUCAGUGGGAUUGUGCAACUUUUGAUGGGAGUUCUGGGAUUAGGAUUCUUGAUUGAUUUCAUUUCGGGACCUGUGUCAUCAGGAUUCACCUCAGCUGCUGCCCUUAUCAUUGUUUCGUCACAAAUCAAAGACUUGCUAGGGAUUAGGGCAAGUGGGGCCAAUUUUUUGGACAUUUGGGAAGGUGUUGUUAAAGACAUAGGAAAUACGAAAGUAUGGGAUUGUGUUUUAGGGAUUGCGUGUUUGGUAGUCUUGCUCUUAUUACGGAUUAUAUCAACUGUGGGAACCCCCGAAACCGGCGUUCCAAAAUGGCGGACCGCCCUCCGCCUCAUCGGAAUCUCACGUAACGCCAUCUUGGUCAUUGUUUGCGGCGCUAUUGGUUAUUAUUUCACCACAUUAGGGGAAACCCCAUUCAAGGUGAUUGGUUACGUCCCGGAGGGAUUCCCCGCAAUACAACCACCACGGUUCACGUACACUUACAACAACACACACGAGAAUUUCCUCGACAUGGUCACCAACCUACGAUCGGGGAUCAUAAUCGUGCCUUUGUUGGGCCUCCUUGAAGACAUUGCCGUUUGCAAAGCCUUCGCAAACGGACGACCGGUUGAUGCCACACAAGAACUACUAGCGAUUGGUUUAUGCAAUGUUGCCAACUCAUUCGUUCAGGGAUUCCCCGGAAGUGGGGCUUUGGCGCGCAGUGCCGUUAAUAAUUCAAGUGGGGUUAAAACAACACUAGGGGGGCUAUACACGGGCGUUAUAGUCAUAACAGCCCUAUUUUUCUUCACUCCUUAUUUUCAAUACAUUCCAAAAGCGACACUAGCCGCCAUUAUUAUCGCCGCCGCCAUUUUCAUGGUCGAAAUUAGGGUCAUUCAACCCAUGUGGAGGGCCAAAAAAAGCGACCUAGCCCUAGCCCUUAUCACUUUCGUCACCUGUCUGGUGACAAGACUAGAAUAUGGCAUUUCAACAGGGGUUGUACUUAACAUAAUUUUCAUUUUGUAUCAAGCGGCAAGGCCAAAAAUUACAAUCGAAACCAUGAAAAGCACGCAAGGAGCAGAUUAUUUGCUUGUGACGCCUGACCGAUGCUUGAUUUUUCCCUCAGCUGAUUAUGUCCGAAAUUUGGUGAUUAAGCAAUCGAUGAGGCAAAAAAUUCCGGUUGUUAUCGACUGUUCACACAUUUAUGGUGCUGAUUAUACGGCAGCUACAGUCAUUGAGAGUUUAACCAAAGAUUUCAAAACGCGACAACAACCGCUGUUUUUUUACAAUCUCAAGUCAAGUGUGAGCUCGGUUUUUGUCGGCCUAAACCUGGACUAUUUUCUAGUCUAUUACAACGAAGAUGAGUUGGAUGAUAUGCUCAAGAAGUGGACCGAAAUCUGUGAUAAAAUCUAGGUGUAAAAGCAACACGUCUGUGUUUUAUAGUACUUUUAUUUAAUUCUGUAUAAUGAAUAAAUUAUGGAAAAUAAACCGUU
Messenger RNA from Tribolium castaneum (red flour beetle), 2201 nucleotides. RefSeq names its product sodium-independent sulfate anion transporter. Gene Ontology annotation, molecular function: sulfate transmembrane transporter activity. Gene Ontology annotation, cellular component: plasma membrane. The transcript is spliced from 8 exons. Gene Ontology annotation, biological process: transmembrane transport. The coding region runs from base 298 to 2121 and encodes 607 amino acids. NCBI's taxonomy places the organism in Eukaryota, Metazoa, Arthropoda, Insecta, Coleoptera, Tenebrionidae. The record is from RefSeq and is a predicted model, not a curated record.